Messenger RNA from Penicillium angulare, 1893 nucleotides. RefSeq names its product putative ubiquitin C-terminal hydrolase. Gene Ontology annotation, biological process: protein deubiquitination. Bases 1 to 1893 code for a protein of 630 amino acids. The transcript has a single exon. Gene Ontology annotation, molecular function: cysteine-type deubiquitinase activity; cysteine-type endopeptidase activity. Gene Ontology annotation, cellular component: nucleus; cytosol. Lineage: Eukaryota; Fungi; Ascomycota; Eurotiomycetes; Eurotiales; Aspergillaceae. The record is from RefSeq and is a predicted model, not a curated record.
AUGCAAGAGAAGCCUACAACAGUAGCCGCUUAUGCGGCCGGGGCCUCUCUCGCUGCCGUCGCCCUGUUUUAUGUGUUUGGACCCAACUACACGAUCGACGGCGACGAGUCCAACGAUAACAACCGCAAGAAGAGCAUCGUAGGCCUGUCCAACCUAGCCAAUGACUGCUUUAUCAAUUCGGUUCUUCAGGCCCUAGCCGGCCUUGGAGAUCUUCGCGUAUAUCUCAUUCGAGAGCUGCAUCGUCGCGAACUGGACGGACCGGAGGUUUAUCACGCGGUAUCGAGCCAAGAUGACCAAUUACGUGGAGCGAAGGAAGACAAGAUGCGGGAAUUACAACAAGGAUUGAUUACAAAGGCAUUAAAAGAAAUGCUGGAUCGGUUGAACGAGCGGCCUAUCUAUAAAAAGACUAUCUCAGCGCGGGGGUUCAUACAGUCUUUAGAGUUCGCGUUCCGGACGCGCAUUAGCCGCAAUCAGCAGGACGCGCAGGAGUUCCUGCAGAUCGUCUUGGAGCGUCUUUGCGACGAAUACCAUGCUGGCGUACGCGCAAGAAAGCAAGCGCUGCGUCCUAAUGGUGUGUCUGCUAGUCCCAAUGUGGCGUGGACAGAGUCUGAAGCCGAUGUACCAGAGAGCCCAGCUGAGGUGGAGGUACGUAUUGAUGAUGGCACGCCUAACGGUCUCCCUGCCAUAAUUGAUACGAAAUUGAAAGAGAUAGAAAAUGAACCGGGAUUUUUAUUUGAGGGGAAGCUGGAGUCGCAGAUUGAGUGCCAGUCUUGUCACUAUCAAUAUAAACCGAACCAGACGUCAUUCGUCAACCUUACGCUACAAGUACCGCAGAAGAGCUCAACGACGCUCAACGCCUGUUUUGAUGGUUUAUUGAAAACCGAAUAUAUCGAAGAUUUCCGUUGUGAUCGGUGUCGACUUCAGCACGCGAUAGACGCCAAGAAGCAAGAAAAGGCUAGAACACGUUCAUCGACCGAGUCAGAACGUCUGGACAAUGAAAUUUCCCGUAUCCAAGAGGCAUUGGAGAAGGACCCAGAGGCUGAGCUGAAGGGCAUCGUAUUCCCACCUGCAGACUCUGCGCCAAAACGACGCAUUGCCCGUCAUAUGCGUAUCACUGCAUUUCCCAAAGUCAUUGCUAUUCACUUGUCGCGUUCGAUUUUCGAUCGCAGCAGCUCGACAAAGAAUGCUGCUAAGGUAUCAUUCCCUGAGCGACUUCCCCUGGGAGGAAUCUUAAACCAGACCUGGUACAAGGUACUAGCAAUUGUCUGCCACAAGGGUAGCCAUCACAGCGGUCAUUACGAGUCCUUCCGUCGCAAUAACCUCUAUGCUCCCUUUUCUACCCCCGAAGCAUUUGGUUCCUACGCCCAGAGUCGCGUCACCAGCCAAAAUCCUUCAGAGGCUCCAAGUCCUCGAUUGGUACCACUCAAUCCAGAUGAUAUUGGGGGUAGCAGUAACAAUAUUUCACCUGCGACCUCGUCGACUUCACUCUCGGGUGCAUCCCAGUCAGGCACCCAGCUGUCCCCAUCAGCAGCACGCCCCACUACUUCCAGUUCUCGCCGCUCCUUCCCGAGCACCUUCUCUCGAUCCUCUACACCACAACCUACGACUUCGGAUGUUCAUAGCCCGACGACAGAAGCAGGUCGAGCAAGUAUUUCGUCUGCCCCACGAUCAUCUCGGACCAUCCCGCGCUCAUCGGUGGAAACCCCCACGGGGCUUGGUUCCCGACUUCGUCGUCGUCGCAAGGCGAAUGACCGGUGGUGGCGGAUCUCCGACGAAAAAAUCAAAGAAUGCAAAACCUCGGACGUGCUGGGCAUGCAGAAGGAAGUAUAUCUUUUGUUCUACGAGAUGGAGCGACCUGAGGCCAACCCUGCCUUUGCUGAGGGGCGUUUAUAG